Messenger RNA from Hippocampus comes (tiger tail seahorse), 3106 nucleotides. It is a transcript of the gene sv2ba, whose product is annotated as synaptic vesicle glycoprotein 2Ba. Gene Ontology annotation, molecular function: transmembrane transporter activity. The transcript is spliced from 12 exons. The record is from RefSeq and is a predicted model, not a curated record. Gene Ontology annotation, cellular component: neuron projection; synaptic vesicle membrane. The coding region runs from base 21 to 2105 and encodes 694 amino acids. NCBI's taxonomy places the organism in Eukaryota, Metazoa, Chordata, Actinopteri, Syngnathiformes, Syngnathidae. Gene Ontology annotation, biological process: chemical synaptic transmission; transmembrane transport.
CAGAAGCCUGCAAGGCCGCCAUGAAUGACCCAUAUCAGAACAACGUUAACCAGCAGUUGACCGAAGCGGGCGAGUACACUUACAGCCAAGAUGGCGGCGGUCAGGACAGAUACCCCUACCAGACAAACUACCCGCCCCAGGAGGAGGACGCCGCCAGCGAUGCCACAGAGGGCGCGGACGAGGACGAGCAGAUGUAUGAGGGCGAGUACCAGGGCGUUCCACACCCGGAUGAGAUCAAGGAGGCCCGGCGGGCGGCGCGCCUCGAGGCCAAGCGGAAGGCCCGACUGGCUGCCCAGCAGGAGGAAUACGAUGAGGACAACCUGCCGGAGCAGUACGAGACCAUCAUGGAGGACUGCGGACAUGGUCGCUUCCAGUGGAUGCUCUUCGUGGUGCUGGGCCUGGCGUUGAUGGCCGACGGUGUGGACGGCUUCGUGGUGGGCUUUGUCAUGCCCAGCGCCGAGAAGGACAUGUGCAUAUCCAACUCGGACAAGGGCUUGUUGGGAUUGCUGGUGUACGUGGCCAUGAUGGUGGGCGCACUGGUGUGGGGGGGUCUGUGCGACAAGAUGGGGCGCAGGAAGUGCCUGAUCUACGUGCUGUCCAUCGAUCUGCUCUUCUCCUUUCUGUCGUGCUUCGCUCAGAGCUACGGCUUCUUCGUCUUCUUCAGGUUCUGCUCCGGCUUUGGAAUCGGAGGCUCCAUCCCCAUCGUGUAUACGUACUUCACCGAGUUCCUGCAGAUGGACAAACGUGGCGAACAUCUGAGCUGGCUUUGCAUGUUCUGGAUGUUGGGAGGCCUCUACGCUUCCUUCACAGCCUGGGGGAUCAUCCCCCACUACGGUUGGGGAUUUGCCAUCGGCACGGAAUUCCAGAUGCACAGCUGGAGACUCUUUAUCCUGGUGUGUCUCUUUCCCACUCUGGCUGCUCUUGUCGGCGUCUUCUUCAUGCCGGAAAGUCCGCGAUUCCUCCUGGAGAGUGCCAGACACGACGAGGCGUGGAUGGUCCUGCGUCGUGUUCACGACACCAACUGGAAGGCCAAAGGCGAACCUGAGAGAGUCUUCACUGCAACCAACAUCAAAACGCCGCAGACGCAGGAAGACGAGUUCAUCGAAAUCCAGAGCGAUACGGGCACCGCCUUCCAGCGUUGGACUGUCAGACAUAUGACCAUGCUGCAGCAGGUGAUGGCUAACGUGAUGUCACUGUCUGCGCCUGACCUGCGACUGCAAGGCCUCUUCCUGGCCAUCGUUUGGUUCUGUCUGGCCUUCAGCUACCAUGGGCUCGGAGUGUGGUUCCCCGACAUGAUCAAGUACAUGCAGUACGAGGAGUACGAAUCCAAAGUGCGCAUUUUCCACCGGGAACGCGUGGAGCGUUUCCACUUCAACUUUUCCUUGGUCAACCAGGUGCACCGCGAGGGCGAGUACAUCCACGACAAGUUUGCAAACAUUGAGAUCAAGUCGGUCAAGUUUGAAGACUCUUUGUUUGAGAACUGCUACUUUGAGGACAUCAAGUCCACCAACAGCUUCUUUGAGAACUGCACCAUCAAAAACACAGUUUUCUACAACACAGACCUGUGGCAAGAGAAGUUCAAAGACUGCCGCAUGGAGAACACCACCUUCCUGCACCCCAAGAAAGGCUGCCACCUCAAUUUCCAGGAGGAGAACGACAUAGUCAUUUAUCUAGUCAGCUUCUUGGGCAGCUUGGCGGUGCUGCCAGGCAACAUCAUCUCGGCGCUCUUCAUGGACAAGAUCGGACGAAUCCGUAUAAUAGGUGGUUCCAUGCUCGCGUCAUCUGCCUGCACCUUUCUACUGCUGCUGAGCUUCAGUCAAGGAGCGGUUAUAUGUUGGCAGUGUCUGUUCUAUGGCGCUAGCGUGGCAGCCUGGAACGGACUGGAGGUCAUUUCUGUGGAACUGUACCCGUCAUCUAAAAGAGGCACAGCGUUUGGCAUCCUCAACGGCAUCUGCAAGUUGGCCGCCAUCAUCGCCAGCUUCAUCUUUGCGGCAUUCGUGGGCAUCACCAAGAUCAUCCCCAUCUUCUUGGCCUUCUCUGCGCUCGUUUGCGGGGGUCUGCUGGCGUUAAAGCUGCCCGAGACCCGGGAGAAGAUCCUGUCUUGAACACAGCCAAACGUCGCCGCCUGCGCCAGCAAGGCCACCGCCGACGGGCCGUCUGACCACGGCUGACCACAAGUCAUUUGGGGCAUACGCCGCGCAUCCAGAACUGGAUGUUUUUCAUUGCCUACGUGGACCUUCACUUGCCGUUCCCGUUACGAUCCUCAGGCCCGCCCGGAUCAUGUGUGAAUAUGAAACUAGCGCUUGUCUUUUUAUUUGUAUUUUCCUCCGUCUUCGGUUCACGUAGUCAUGUCCUGUGAGGUCCGCUUUAAGAAGACAGAACAGUGCUUUAAAGAUGAUGUACUUCCUGUCGCCAUGUUGUGCUUUGGUUUCCCAUUCACAUCCGGAAAAAAGGCCAAAAGUUUCCACUAGGCAGUUCAAACAUGUCCACGCUCAAUUCGUUGGCGGCUAACACUUGACGUUUACAUAGCAUUAGCGAUCCAAACCCCCCAACCCCCCCCCCCAAAACCCCCACCCCCACAUUAUUGGAUUAGUCCUACAAGUUCUUUUAGUUUUAUUCAACAAACAUUUUUGUCAUAAAAAUGUUUUUUUUUUUUGUUUCUGAAUCACAAGAUUUGGUGAUGAACUGCAACAAUGUAUCGUGACUUGAGGACUAAUAUGGUAGUGACGGCCUGUGCUUCUCUCAAAUGUCGAGCGAUAGUGCGAGCUCCUCUUAACUGCGAAUCAAAUUUUUAAAAAUUGUGUGAACCUGCUGCGAACUUGCGCUCUUCAAGUCGCUUGCACAAUUAUGGCUGUAGCAGGAUUUAACACACUAAAAUUUACUGCUUGGUGGAAACUGUGACAAGAAAUGACUGAUCGUGUAGAAAAUACCUGUUCAUUCCGCAAGUGUGUCCUAUUUGAAUAGUCCUAUUUAAAUAUCAUGCAUAGAGUAUUUUCUGUUUAAAAGUUUAGUUAAAAGUUUUCUGGUCUUCCGGAUUUUCUACCUUGUUUUUUUCAUCAGGUUCUGUCUUGUAGUCAUCAUAAUGUGUUGUUUUUUUUUUUGUGUG